AUGUCUCGAAAGUCUCAGAAGAAGCGACACACCAAACCAUGCAGAUAUUUCCAGGUUAACAAGUGCCCGCACUCUGCGGAGGUCUGCGACUUUGCGCACGUCAUGGCAGGCCCAAUUCCUGCCACCCCAGAGGAGAAGUUGCCGACGUCGUGCAAGUAUUAUUCUGUGGGAAGGUGCACGAGUGGUGUGCAAUGCAGGUUUAACCAUCCAGGCUCGCCGACGUCGCGCUAUGAGCCACCGAAGUACACAGAGAGGAUCGCCGACUGGGCAGGAACGUCAGCCAACCCCAACUACCCCGAGAGCCCUACCUAUGGUGGCUAUAAUCCUUACAUGUGGUCCCCCUCCCUCUACUCCCCAGCCAACUCUUUCCCAUCCACCCGAAACUCCAUGCUCUUCUCCGCACCUACACGCUCCCGUGACUCCAUCGACACUGCAACCUCACUCUCGAGUGUAGAUUCUGACGAUGUUAUCGUCGUGACGAACGACCCGAAGUAUAGUGAACAUUCUCACUCACAUCAGUCGCAGGUCUGCAUCGCGGACGAUUCGCCCGUCAUACACGUCCCACCAUUUUACCCAACGUUGAACGGAGUGUACUCCCCCACAUCGCCAAUUUCACCUUACAACUACAGCUAUGGUGGGAUGGCGGGAAACCUGAUGCUUCCGCCAUCCAUGAAGCCCCACACAGGCGCGAAGCCAAUCUCGAAACAAAAGAUCUUGAAGUACAAAACAAAGCCUUGCAAGUUCUUCCCAACCGAGAAGGGCUGCCCCAACGGGACAACUUGCACCUUUAUCCAUGAUGAGGGUUACCCAAUUAUCGCGUCGCCCGCGAAGCACUCCAGGUUCAGUUCCUCCAGCAACGAAGAAGGCGAACGGAAAAGCUACUUUCCCAUUCCCUGGCGUGUAAUCGGAGGGGGCGUCCUCGUUGGUGUCAAGAAGGACGAAGAAGACGAGGCUGACUCAGACUAUGAAUACGCUGAGAAGGCUGCUGCUGCGAAACCAAACUCCGUUUCGCCUAUCAAGAUCAUAACCCGCCAACGUUCAAACUCCAUUCCUCCCACCCCGAGCACGACGCAAGUCAAAGUAGAGCAUUUAUUCUCUGCUGAAUCUCCGGGUGUUUUGUGA
Cyclocybe aegerita is the source of this 1122-nucleotide messenger RNA. NCBI's taxonomy places the organism in Eukaryota, Fungi, Basidiomycota, Agaricomycetes, Agaricales, Hemipholiotaceae. The record is from the annotation of a GenBank genome assembly.